Molecule: messenger RNA, 2702 nt
Organism: Ostrinia furnacalis (Asian corn borer)
Lineage: Eukaryota; Metazoa; Arthropoda; Insecta; Lepidoptera; Crambidae
Product: RUS1 family protein C16orf58 homolog
Exons: 9
Coding region: 234-1937 (567 amino acids)
Source: RefSeq, a predicted model, not a curated record
GUCUGUGGUUGUCUUGUCUGUCAGCUGUUGUUGACAUUUUUUUACAAUAGUGAUUGUUGUUCAUCACAAGCAAAAAAUCUAAUUUAAUCUUACCAAACCUAACUGGUCUUAUUUUUUAAGUAGAUAAUUAUAUACAGUAUGGAAAUGCUUUUGUUGUGAUAGUUUAUUGUAACGAAUCAUUCAGUGAAAAGAAUAAAAUAAAUUGUUCGUAACUUCAGUAUUCAGUACCUACAAUGUUUACAAUUCAUGAAGGCGAAAUUGUUGUUAAAGAAAAAUAUGGUUCAAGUCCUAACGUUAGGUAUUAUGUUAAACCUCCAGAACAAAGUAACAUAGUUGUAUUAGAUGAACAGAAGUUAAGCGAUGUUGCUGGCUGGUUCACCAAAAUUUUUUUACCACAAGGUUACCCGGAUAGUGUGAGCAAAGAUUAUAUAGCUUACCAGGUUUGGGAUACUGCACAAGCUUUUUGCAGUACUAUAACAGGCACUUUGGCCACACAGGAAGUAUUACGGGGUGUGGGAGUGGGAGACACGGCUGCGACUCCCCUGGCUGCCACUGUCACUUGGGUUAUUAAAGAUGGGUGUGGUCAUCUUGGUAAAAUAUUCUUUGCUUUCAGUCAUGGUACCUACUUGGAUGCCUACAGUAAGAAAUGGAGGUUAUAUGCUGAUACUCUCAAUGAUGCUGCAAUGUGUAUUGAAAUUGCUCUACCAUUAUUUAAAAACUAUACAACAUUCGCAUUAUGUGUGAGCACAGUAAUGAAGGCGAUUGUGGGAGUGGCAGGAGGAGCCACCAGAGCUGCCAUGACCCAGCAUCAUGCUAUAAGAGGCAAUAUGGCUGAUGUAUCUGCUAAAGACUCUGCUCAAGAAACUGCAGUAAACCUGGUAGCAUCUUUUGCAGCAUUGCUGAUCAUAACCGUUUUUGGGAACUCUCUUGCAAUAUUUCUAUUAAUGAUGGUACUACACAUAAUUUUCAACUACUUUGCUGUACGUGCUGUGUGUUUAAGAACACUAAAUGAGCCAAGAUUUCUACAAGUAGUUGAUACUUAUCUGAGGCAAGAAGUUUUACCUACACCAUGUGAAAUCAAUCGUAAAGAGCCCAUCAUAUUUUAUCAUUUGGGACCAAAUUUACUAGAUUUAAAGCUUUGUGGUUUUCAAAUACGGGUGGGAUGUUCUAUAAAGAAAUUCAUUAGUCAGCGACCCAAAGCUUCGUACAUGAUGAGUAUCAAGGAAGUUUAUAGCGAACGAAUGUAUGUACUGGUCCCGUGUAUCAACAAAAGAAAAAUGUAUGUACUUAUCAAGGAUGAUGCUACAACUGAUGACAUUUUAUGUGCAUACUUCCAUGCUGUUUUACUAUCUAUUAUCGUCUGUGCUAUAAACGAUUUCCCGUUGUCAAUGUACCACAGUAAUGGCGACUCACGUCCGUUUGCCCAAGUGUGCCAAACCUUGCAAUCUGCGGAAUGGAGCCGGGAGCCAACAGAGACUCCGGAUACAUUGAGUGGUUUUCUCUACGAGCCAACUCACGAGCUUAUAGGAUAUGUGGAUAAAAUUGUACAAACGGAAUGGCGCAGAGUCCGAGCUGGCUUAAUAACUACUGGUUGGGAUCUAAGUAAACAUCUUAUAAUGGUGGAUGAGUGGAGAGUGUGCAGCAAGAAAAUAGUGACUGAAUCGAUACCAAUGGAGAAACCAGCUGUGGGUUCACUUAUGGAAUUCGCUAAAAUCAUACCAUUUGGCGAUGUGCUCAAUGAUUUUGAUACCUGUGAGAAAGAAGACAAAGAUGCAUUUACUAUAGAACCAGAGACAUCUAUGUUGAAGCUAGUUCAAGCAUCGAAGUUGUCGGUGAAACCAAAGCUGGAGACUGUGGACGACGAAGAUGCGGAAGGUAAUGUUACCACUUCUGCAACCAAUACACAAACCAGCAGCGCUCAUCUCAAAGAAGACUGACUAAGUUUAAUAAAAAAUGACACAAAGUAUACAAGAUGAAUUUUACAAGUGUGCAUGCAUGAAUUAUGAAAUUAACGAAAUAUACUUACCUACUAAGUCGUUGAUGGUUUGUUUUUCAAAAAAUGAUUCGUAAGCAAACCCGGUGAUGCUUUAUUUUUUUAAGUUUUAUAAAACUUAUGUUCUUUUCAUAUUUCAGUCCAAUUUGAUCAUCCAUGCACACUAAAAAUUUGCCUGUACUUUUUUUUGUAAGAGCUCAUAAAAAUAUUUUAAUUAAGAAAAUUACUUUUCUUAGAAAGUAGCGUUAGUCGUCACUAGUAAAGCUAGUUGUUUAAUAAAUGAAUGUGUUAUUGAAAUGAUUAAUUAUGUAAGUAACUUGGUUGUAAUUUAGCAAUAAUCGUAUUCUAAGUAAAGUGAGUCAUGUGGUGUUUCUUGCGGGCGGAUAUAGCUCGCCUUACUAUAUCCCGCUAUCCCUCCCUGUUGGUGGUGAACUCGGUGCACUCGUGCAGGAGGCCGCAACAGCAGUUGCAGCAGCGAACGUCUAUGUGACUUCAUGCCCUCCACCUUGCCCUGCACCAUAAGGGGUACACGUUAUCACGUCCCGGGGUGUAUCCGAAGAAAUUGGGAAUACGAGCUUGCUCUAAUUUAAAUUAAUAACGUACAUAAUAUUAAUGGCGUUGUUAAGAAAAACAGAAAUUACUACUUAAAAGUACAAUCAUUUAUCUUGCCUCAGUGCAAUGUCCAAAUCAACAUUAUUUUAUCGUAAUU